Messenger RNA from Musa acuminata AAA Group (dessert banana), 1906 nucleotides. RefSeq lists its product as uncharacterized. The transcript is spliced from 2 exons. The coding region runs from base 208 to 1224 and encodes 338 amino acids. The record is from RefSeq and is a predicted model, not a curated record. NCBI's taxonomy places the organism in Eukaryota, Viridiplantae, Streptophyta, Magnoliopsida, Zingiberales, Musaceae.
AUACAAAUUAAACCAAAACAGAACCGGAGAACGAAUCCGAUCCGCUUCGCCAUCUGGCGUUAGGGUUGGGAUCCAUAAGCUCGCGGAUUAGGGUUAGGGUUUGGUGGCGAUCCGUAUUCUUGUGGAAUUUGAUUCGAUUUCGUGGGGAUCAGGCUCGCCCUGGCGACGGAUUCUGGUGUUUCUUGUUGAUUUCUGGCGGAGGAACCGAUGAAUGAUCCGUCCCAGAUGAUGAACCGGGGCUUCGGAAUCUGGCCGCCUCCGGCGGAUGAUCCGAUGGGCUUCCCGCCCCUGCCCCGUCCGCCGCCGUUCGCUGCCGGCGCUGGGGGUGGUAAACCGAGCCGGAUGAACUGGAAGGGGAAGAAGGUCGCCGACAAGCGGAAGAAGGCUGACGGGGGAGUCGUCGGCGUCUCCGGCUACAACCCCCUCGGCCUCGGCGAGCACCAGUUCCAGAACCGCGCCAAGGCCCGAAGGUUCUAUCCCAAGAAGAAGUUCGUGCGCUUUGCCCCUUUCGCUCCCCGGAACACGACCUCCUUCAUCAUGCGCGCCAAGAAGGCCGGCGGGAUCGCGUCGUUGGUGUCGCCGUGCCCAGUUACGCCGACGAUCCUCCCGACGCCCAGCUUCUCUCCGACCCGUGAGGGCCUCGUCGACAUGGCCAAGGAGGAGUGGGGCGUCGACGGGUACGGUUCGAUGAAGGGCCUGAUCCGGCUCCGCUCGCCCAACGGCUACGAGAUCCGGGCGGGAGGCGGGGAGGAGGAGGACGAGCUCGACGAAGUGUCGAGCGACAGCGAUGUUGACCAGUACCUGGAUCAGCAGCACCAAGAAGUCGAGCGGCGUCUGGACCAUGAUGUGAGCCGGUUCGAGAUGGUGUACCCCGGGGAGGAACACGGGUCGGGCGCCACUGCCUGUUUGCUGGAGAACAGGGUGGAUAACCAGGACACUCACAUUGCGAGGCUGGAGGAAGAGAACUUUAUGCUAAAGGAGAGGCUUUUCCUGAUGGAGAGGGAGAUGGGAGACCUCAGGAGGAGGCUGCAAUUGCUGGAGACUAGGUGCCACCUGGGGGAGGAACACCAUAAGGAUAGCGGCGAUGGUAACAAUAGGGACGUCAGGAAUGAAAACAGGAGCACUAAUGAGGAGGCUUCAGAGAACGAGGAGGGCGGGGAUGUGUGUUCCGACAGGAUUGCCGAAGACUGUCAUGAGAGUGGCGGCAUCCCGAUGCGCGAGUGAGAGAUGAUGGUGGAGGACAUGGAAGGGAAGGGGCGAAAAUGGAUAAUGGGUUGUAUUUGAAGAUUGAAUUCUCAGAAAAGGAAGAGAAGAAGGUUGAAUUCAAAAAUGCACAGGUGAUGUGAUUUGAACAUACUCUCAUGUAUUUCAUGGGAAGAAUGCAGGGAAUGAUAGACUUGGAAUCUUGUUGUGCAUGAAGCAUGUGAUAUUUCAGGUUUCAGGAAAAGGGAAGCCACUUUGGCUCACUCACUCAUUUGAUGGUCUCGUGUUGGUCACUGGAGGCCAUGUCUUUUUUAGUUGCAGUUGAGGAUGAUUCAGCAGAGAUCUCCAUUGUUGUAUUUGUGUUGGAUUGCCGGUUUUGUAUGGAGGUAGAUGGAUGUAAAGCAGCUGGAAAUUUUAUUUGUCUGGCACAGUUUUUCUCUUGCAGCAAAUGACAUUUGAUUCAUUACUGGAAGAGGACAGGAGAGGUACAAGAUGAUUCUAGUCCAUCUAUUAUUGUAUGAUGAUGUGGAUUGACAAGGUUGCUUGCUCCUAAUCUUUUAGAUUUGCCAAUGUAAUGUUCCCAGUGGGGGGAAUGCUUUGGACCUGUCAUUAUGAUACCCCAGUUGGUUAAAUUUCUUUAUUUUUUUAUUAUGUUAUUAAGAAAAAUUAAGAAAAUAUAUCUUAAUCAAUGGUGUGUUUGUCA